GCCAUCUAACCUCACCCAAAAACGACUUGACAAAUAUCCAUGUCUGAAAGCCUUUUAAGUUCUAUUCAUGCUUCCAGUCAGUUAAGACAUGUUAGAGAUAAUCUAAAUACAAAAAAAUGUACGAGCGAAGGUGAUUUCGUCUCAUCGUUGGAUAUAAAUCAAGAAUCACAAACCUUUCUUAAACCUGCAAAGUCGUUCUCUCAUGAAUGGGUAAAAAAAUUGCAAAAACAAUGGGAAAAAGAGGUAGACCAUAAUGUUCUUUUCAAUUUCCCCAAAAGCUUGUCGCGCACUAACUUGCAAUUUCGAAGGCAAGGAUUAGAAGGUCAUAUCAUAGAUUACAAAGAAGUUUCUGAAGACAUUGCUGAUCUAAAUUCGAAAAAUUCAUCAAGCUUUUUGAGGAAACCUGCUUCCAAAAGUGAAUUUGUUCGAGGCAGUACCAAUAAUAUACCCUUCUUGACGGAUGAUCCUGAUGAUCCCCAGAAAACAGCUGCCCCUAAGCCAGUACAAAUGGCGUUGAAGGGAGAGGAUGGUUUGUAUCAAGUUCCUCCUGGGUUUUCUAGAGGCUUAGUUAUGAACAAAUCCGUCGAGGGAAACAACUUGAAUGAUGAAUUUAAUCCUGAUACAUGGGAGACAAAAAUGGUGCGCCCUUCUACCCGCCAAUUUACUACACUUAAUGAAUUAAAUGAGCAUCUGAAGAGCAUUAACUCAAAACACACUGAGAUUGAUGACUUACUUCCCGACAAAAGCACCAUCGUUGCCCUUCCUUCCUCAAGUGGCACUGUCUCCAAACGAAAAGAAUAUGCUCAUGUUGUAGAUAGCCGAGCUACUAUAAAUAACUUCCAUCAGUUGGUACCUGAAAUGGCCCUUAGCUUCCCCUUUGAGCUCGAUAGCUUUCAGAAAGAAGCUGUUUAUCAUCUGGAAAUGGGUGAUUCCGUAUUUGUGGCUGCCCACACUAGUGCAGGAAAAACCGUUGUGGCAGAAUACGCUAUUGCGCUUGCCCAGAAGCACAUGACCAAGGCUAUUUACACUUCGCCCAUUAAAGCACUCUCAAAUCAAAAGUUUAGAGACUUUAAGGAAAAAUUUGAAGAUGUAGGUAUCCUUACUGGUGAUGUACAAGUUAAUCCAGAGGCAUCAUGUCUGAUUAUGACUACAGAAAUUUUACGAAGCAUGUUAUAUCGUGGUGCUGAUUUGAUUCGCGAUGUAGAAUUUGUUAUUUUCGAUGAAGUACAUUACGUUAAUGAUCUGGAAAGAGGUGUUGUUUGGGAAGAAGUAAUUAUCAUGCUCCCUCCUCAUAUAACUGUAAUCCUUCUCUCUGCUACAGUGCCAAACACAAAGGAAUUUGCUUCAUGGGUUGGACGUACUAAGAAGAAAAAUAUAUACGUUAUAUCUACUUCUAAGCGACCUGUUCCUCUUGAACAUUAUUUAUGGGUUAAAAAUAACGUCUAUAAGGUAGUGGAUCAACAUGGCAGGUUCCUAAUGGACGGAUACAAAGCUGCGAAUGAUACGCUUAAGAAGCCUGAUAAAAUAUUACCACCGUCCAACAACAACAAUGCUAGAGGUCGUGGUGGAGCACCUCGUGGUCGGGGAUCUCAAGUUAAUUUGAUGCGUGGAAGAGGUAAUGCCAAGUCUGCUGAACGCCGAGAUGCAAAUACUUGGGUACAUUUAGCUGGGCACCUUCAGAAAAACAAACUAUUACCAGUAAUUAUCUUUGUCUUUUCAAAAAAACGUUGUGAGGAAUACGUUGACACUUUGUCGAACAGGGAUUUGAAUAACCAUCAAGAAAAAAGUGAAGUUCAUAUAGUCAUUGAAAAGGCCGUAGCUCGCCUGAAGAAGGAAGACAGAACACUUCCUCAGAUCGGUCGUAUGCGUGAAAUGCUUUCUAGGGGUCUAGCGGUACAUCAUGGCGGAUUACUACCUAUAGUCAAAGAGAUAGUUGAGCUUUUGUUUCAACGAGGCCUUGUCAAAAUCCUUUUUGCAACUGAAACAUUUGCGAUGGGUGUUAAUAUGCCUGCUCGAUCUGUUGUGUUCUCCGGUAUCCAGAAACAUGAUGGACGAAGUUUCCGUGAGCUUUUACCUGGUGAAUAUACUCAAUGUUCAGGUCGAGCUGGAAGACGUGGUUUAGAUGUUACAGGGACAGUAAUUAUUUUAUCUCGAGCUGAUCUUCCAGAUACAGCCAGUUUACGACACAUGAUUCUCGGUCCUUCGACAAAAUUGAUCAGUCAGUUCAGACUAACAUAUAAUAUGAUCCUCAAUUUGCUUCGUGUUGAAACAUUGAGAAUCGAAGACAUGAUUAAACGAAGUUUUAGUGAAAAUGCAAAUCAGACACUGAUGCCGCAACAUGAAGCUGAAAUCAAGUCAAAUGAAGAGCAGCUUUCUUUACUUAAGAAAGAGCUCAAUGAAAUAGAUAUACAACAGAUGAAGGAAUGCAUAGUUUACAGUGAAGACUAUAAAGCAUACUCUAGGAAAUUGCAUUUGAAAGCUAUCUCCGCAGCUACAGGAAGACGCGUCUUUCGUGAUGGAAGAUUAAUUGUCUAUCAGCAACCUGAUAGUACUCGUAGCAUCGGCGUGCUAUUAGGAACAGCAAUGCGUACUACUUCUGCAGAUUGUACAUUAGAAGUUGCUUACCUGACACCUCAGAAUGCUAUGAAGCGCCCUUCAGAUUUACUGGCUUUCACAGAACCUUUCUUGGAUAUAUUAGAUGCUUCACUCUUUACUGAAAAUAAUCAGUUCAAAUUUGGACUUGUUAGUCUUUCAAGCGUUGAGCGUGUAUGUAAAACCAUUUUACGUAUUGAUUGUGGAGGUAUACGUGACCGUCGAGGGGGUGCUUUUAGAAGGUUGAGCGAUCAAUUUGCUUCAGUUAAGGGAUUUAAUGACAAUGUUUUUGAUGAAGCGGAUUGGAGCAAAGUGAAAGAUUUUGAUUUCCAUGAGGCUCAAGAGAAGCGAACAUAUGUGGGACAAAAACUUAUGUUUUACGAACCAUUACUACAAGAUAAUUUUGUUACCCAAUAUGCACUAUGCUUUCAAGAAUAUGACUUAGAAAAUAAUAUCAGAAACUUGCGGGAUUUUAUCUCUGAUCAAAACCUUGAGCUUCUUCCUGAUUAUGAACAGAGAAUUCGGGUACUUCAAGAGCUUCAAUACAUUGAUGAAAAUAAAACCGUUUUAUUAAAGGGUCGUGUUGCGUGUGAGAUAAACUCAACUAGCGAACUGGUGUUAACAGAACUGAUUUUGGAAAAUAGUUUGGGUGAGUUUUCUUGUGAGGAGACUAUAGCCUUGCUUUCUGCUUUUGUUUUUGAUGAGAAGACGGAAGUUGAACCCAAUAUUUCUUCCCAUCUACAAAAAGGAAAAGAGAUGAUUCUUCAGGUUGCUGAGCGAGUUAAUCGCAUCCAGGAAAAGCAUCAAGUGUUAUACUUUAAUGAGGGAAAUGAUUUUGAAUCUCAACCACGCUUUGGCUUGAUGGAAGUUUGUUAUGAAUGGGCAAGAGGUAUGUCGUUUAAUCGAAUCACCGAUUUGACAGAUAUUUUGGAAGGUUCCAUUGUUCGUACAAUCAUUCGGUUGGAUGAAGUUCUUCGAGAAUGUCGAGGUGCAGCUCGUGUUGUAGGUGAUGCUUCAAUGUAUUCUAAAAUGGAAGAAUGUCAAAACCUCAUCCGCCGUAAUAUUGUCUUUUGCCCCUCCUUGUAUAUGUAAAUUUUUGCUCCAUAGCUAUUUCAAGAAUAUGAUCUAAGUUUUAUGAAGA
Schizosaccharomyces cryophilus OY26 is the source of this 3733-nucleotide messenger RNA. Its product is annotated as ski complex RNA helicase Ski2. Gene Ontology annotation, molecular function: RNA helicase activity; ATP binding; RNA binding. Gene Ontology annotation, cellular component: Ski complex. Gene Ontology annotation, biological process: nuclear-transcribed mRNA catabolic process, 3'-5' exonucleolytic nonsense-mediated decay. The record is from RefSeq and is a predicted model, not a curated record. Bases 40 to 3684 code for a protein of 1214 amino acids. NCBI's taxonomy places the organism in Eukaryota, Fungi, Ascomycota, Schizosaccharomycetes, Schizosaccharomycetales, Schizosaccharomycetaceae. The transcript has a single exon.